Molecule: messenger RNA, 1115 nt
Organism: Rhodofomes roseus
Lineage: Eukaryota; Fungi; Basidiomycota; Agaricomycetes; Polyporales; Fomitopsidaceae
Exons: 3
Coding region: 201-818 (205 amino acids)
Source: RefSeq, a predicted model, not a curated record
ACAAGAUUUCUGCUAUAGCUCUGUUAUGCGUUAGCAAGGCGGUGCACCUCUGGGUGCUGCCCGCGUUCUACCGCACCGUGGUGCUCACGACUCGGCGCCAGGUCAACGCCUUCGCGCGCGCCCUCCGGUCCCCCCAGCGGACAGUGGAUCCACGUCCCAACGGCGAGCUGACUAUAGGUCGUUACGUGCAGCAUCUCUGGAUGGGGCCCAACCAUCACUCCCCCUCAGAUCUGCUGCAGAGCCCUGAGCUCAACGUCUGGCCCGUGGACGCCAUAUGCUCGAUCCUGCCCCGCUGCACGUCCCUGAGUGCGCUCGCCGUCGUCAACUGCCCAGAGGACGUGUGGGGCAGCAUCGGCCCGCUCCUCCCCGCGUCCGUCGCGUCCAUCCACCUCGGGAGCGUCCGCGCAUACAUGCAGUGGGACUGGAGCGCGAUGCCGUGCUACGCCGCCCUGGCGAGCGUCACGAGCAUGGAAUUGGACAGCGUCUGGUCGCCGCGCAUGUACAAGGCCGUCGCGACGCUGCCCGGCAUCCGCACCCUCCGCCGCUUCUUCCCCCCGACCCUGCGCGACACACAUUGCGCAGCCCUGCGGCGCGCGGCCGCCGUCGAGCAUGCGGAAAGCAUGGAGCGCGUGGAGAUCGUCGGGUGUAUGUUCCGCUCGCCAGAGCUUGCGCCGCGGUGGCGGGAGAAAUGCGCGGAGGCCUCGCAUGGUGCGGUCCGCCCCGGCCUGUUCGUGCUCCGGACGGUGGACGGUACGAUUGCGUGGGAAGUCUUCUUCGAGGACUGGGUGGAUCACCUGUAUUGGUCCUCGAGACAAUGACUCAAGAGUGGUGAGUUGCCACUUAAUGACUGAACAUACGUACACUGGCUGCGUCCCCCUCCCGAGGAUAGGAAUGAUGAGAUUGUAUAUACCCUUACGCACCUACUGCUCUCGGAUCGCGUCCGCAACGCGACCCUAGUAGAUACCCUUUGCCCUGUUUCUGAACCGCAUACGUCCUUCUGGAUCAAUGUCAUCGAUUCAGCAGCUCUCGCUAUAGGUAUUCUCGGCAUAGACUUUCGAAAGAGUGUCGAACAAAGUCAUAACUGUCACCAUCCAUGCAGAGCCGGAAAUGCUGCA